CAGAGCUGUGGAGUCAGGAGAGAACUCGGAAGCCAACGCUGCAGGUGACUCAGGUGCCUGAGGGAGUUUCAGGAGCAGAGGCCAGCCAACCCAGAACUGAUUCUGGAGGAAGUGGGAUCAGAAGCCAGAGGCAGAAGGUGGAAGGGGGCUUCACAAGUCGUCUGCCCUCAGCCACAGCCAGGAACCCAGGCAGCCUGGGACUAUUUGAUCCACUUGUUCCAAAACACAGCCAGCAGGUCCAUGAGCAGCAGGCCACUGCCUCCUGGAUGCCAGGAGGAGGAGAAUGCCAAAGACUCCGGGCCGAAACUCUCACUGGUGCGGCCCAGAGGCCGCCUGCCCAGCAUUGAUGAGGCUCGACCAGCAGGUCCAGGUCCGGGACCGGCCUCACGCCGGGGCUCCAUGCUCAGUCUGGUUGCGUCCUUCUCCCGCCGGAACUCCCUGGCCGGGCCAGGUGCGGGUCCCGGGGGUCGGCGGCCAUCCCUGGGCCCCGUGCCCCCUCAGGGCUCCCGUGUCAGCUUCUCGGGGUUGCCCCAGGUGCCCGCCCGUCGGGUGGCGCCCUCCUACCGCACGGAGCCGGUGCCGGGAGAGCGCUGGGAGGCCGUGCGCGCACAGCGAGCUCUGGAGGCGGCGUUGGCCGCAGGGCUGCGCGACGCGCGCUACUCAGGCACCGAGGCCGGGCGUCUGGCGCAGGAGCUCUGCAAGCAGGUGCACGUGCGCCUGCGCGAGCUCAGCCCCCAGCGCUACAAGCUGGUGUGCAGCGUGGUGCUGGGGCCGCGCGAGGGGCAGGGCGUGCUUGUAGUUAGCCGCGCACUCUGGGACGAGGCGCGCGACGGGCUGGCCUCGGCCUCCUACACCAACGCCUCACUCUUCGCCGUGGCCACAGUCCACAGUCUCUACUGCGAGUGAGGGAGACUCCAAUUCUGCAAAAUGGUUUAUUAUCCUAGGAGGAGGCCCUCCUGGGGCUCACAUCCGAAUAAAUAAGUGUCUGACAAUAAA
Molecule: messenger RNA, 996 nt
Organism: Saimiri boliviensis boliviensis (Bolivian squirrel monkey)
Lineage: Eukaryota; Metazoa; Chordata; Mammalia; Primates; Cebidae
Gene: DYNLT4
Product: dynein light chain Tctex-type 4
Biological process (GO): microtubule-based movement
Cellular component (GO): cytoplasmic dynein complex; cytoplasm
Molecular function (GO): dynein intermediate chain binding
Source: RefSeq, a predicted model, not a curated record